GUUGUUUAGGGGAGGUGUAAUAGUCUCGAUGGUGAUCUGAAUUUUCCGUUUUUCUCCUUACAUUGUCUAGUUUGUGUGGUAGCAGUCGAUGUCAUGUAGGUGCUGUCGUCACAGAAGUAUUUCCAAAACGAAAGCAUCGCAGUUUCAUCUUCAUUGCUCGUCGAAAAUCGUAAGCAAUGACUUCGAAUAUAAACUCUCUUCAUUGGUUUAGAAAGGGACUCAGGUUGCACGAUAAUCCGUCCCUGCGGCAGGCAAUAGAGGGUAGUUCCACUUUCAGAGCAGUAUUUUUCCUCGAUGUGGACUCCUUGGAUGAGAUCAACCUAUCGAAAAACAAGUGGCGAUUCCUUUUAGAAUGCUUACACGACCUCGAUAAAAGUCUGAGAAGACUGAACUCGCGUCUCUUUAUCGUUCGAGGUCAGCCGAUCGAUGUCUUUCCGAAGCUAAUUAGACAGUGGAAUAUUACUAGAGUAACGUAUGAAUAUGACAGUGAACCAUUCCCACGGAGAAGGGACGAUUCGAUAAAGCGCUUAUUGGAAUCAGAAGGAGUUGAAGUGUUGACGUCAGUCUCUCAUACGCUGUACGACAUUGACGAAGUCAUCAAGUCAAAUCAUGGGAAUGUACCAGUUACUUUCAAGCAGUUUGAAUGCCUAGUAAGUAAGUUGAAAAGUCCAAGCAACUGUGUACCAGUUGUCGAUGAGCAGUUGUUAAAAAACUGUAAGACACCAGUGGAGGAUAAUGACGAAAACAACUAUGGUGUACCAGAAUAUGAUGCCCUUGAUUUUGUUGAGGAAGAAGCUGAACCUGGACAGUUUGCAGGAGGAGAGACAGAAGCUUUGAGAAGACUUGCUGUUCUUGAAAAAGAGGUAGCAGAACCAAAAUUGGGCAAACCACAGCAAGAGUCCAAUUCUCCAUUUCCCAAGUCCUCAAAGUUGAGUCCAUACUUGAGAUUUGGUUGUCUGUCAGUGAGACAACUUUUUCACAGAAUGAACCAAGUCUACAGAGAGGCUAAUGGAAAACCAGCCCCAAUGUCAGUUCAUCUACCAUUAUUGUGGCGAGAGUUUUAUUUUGUUGUGGCCAGUAAGCAUCCCAAUUUUGACAAAAUGAAGAACAAUUCUCUUUGUUUACAGUUUCCAUGGGAGGAGCAAGCUUGCAAACUGGAAAAGUUCCAACAGGGCAAGACUGGAUUUCCAUGGAUAGAUGCAAUGAUGCGUCAAAUGCUAUUGGAGGGAUGGAUUCCUUACUUAGCCCGUCAAGCUGUGGGAUGUUUUUUAACCAGAGGAGCUCUCUGGAUAUGCUGGGAAGAAGGAUUUAAAAUAUUUGAGAAGUAUAUGCUUGAUGCUGAGUGGAGUAUAAAUGCUGGUAGCUGGAUGUGGUUGUCAUGCAGUGCAUUCUUUGCCAAACAUCCUCAGUGGACAUGCCCAGUUGGUUUAGGAAAACAUUUGGAUCCACAGGGCAACUAUGUGAGGAAAUACAUCCCAGAGUUAAAGGAUUUCCCAGCAGAGUAUAUCUAUGAACCGUGGGAUGCACCACUUGAAUUGCAGGUGGCGUGUAAUUGUGUUAUUGGUACUGAUUAUCCACAACCCAUAGUCAACCAUCAACAAGCAAGGAAAAGUUGUGUUGAUAGGCUGAGAGGAGUGUAUCAAAAUCUUGUGACAAAGGUCUCAUGUAAUGUUGGACUUGGCCAUAAUGCUAUGCACUGGUUCAGAAAGGAUUUGAGGCUCCACGACAACCCCUCACUAUGUGAAGCUCUAGCAAAUUGUAGAACAUUUCAUGCUGUGUAUAUUCUGGAUCCUGUGAGUGCGAGAGCUGCAAAAGUUUCUGCCAACCGUUGGAAAUUUCUCGUGGACUGUCUACGUGAUCUAGACAAGAGUUUGCGAGAGUGUGGAUCAAGACUUCAUGUCAUUCGUGGGCAGCCAACAUAUGUGUUACCUAAACUUUUCCAAGACUGGAAUAUUUCAAAACUGACAUUUGAGUGUGAAAUUGAGCCAUUUGGACAACGGCGAGAUGUAGCUGUGGCUGUCCUUGGUGAAGAACAUGGAGUGGAAGUUAUUUCUAAGCCUUCACAUACCCUGUAUGAUCCUGAAAGAAUAAUUAAAAGUAAUGAGGGUGAGGCACCCAUGUUAAUAAAAACAUUUGAAAAUGUUAUCCGGCAAAUGGGCCCUCCGGAGAAACCUGUCGAUGCAGUGAACAAGGAAAUGUUCAAAGGUUGCGUUUGCCCAGUCUCAAAUGAUCACAGCACAAAAUUUGGUAUCCCAAGCUUAGACGAACUUGGCUACAGUGGGUGCGAAGUCACCACAGGGGAUUUGUGGGUUGGAGGAGAACAGGAGGCCAUGAAAAGGUUAACUGAACUUGAAGAGAAGGUUCUGGAGGGCAAUUUAAAGAAAUCUGUGGAAGGGCUAGAUGCACUAAGGCCAUCCAGGACACAGCUGAGUCCUUACCUACGCUUUGGUUGUCUUUCUCCACGGCUCUUUCAUUUGAGGCUUACCAAAGCCUACAUGAAGGUGAAAUGCCAGCCACCACCAUUGUCACUCUACAGGCAGUUAGUUUGGAGGGAGUUUUUCUUUACACUCGCCAGUCGAAAUCCUCAAAUGGACAGGGCAGUGGACAAUCCACUUUCUUUUAAUAUUCCUUGGGAGGAAAACCAAGAUGCCUUUGAUGCAUGGAAAAAGGGCCAGACAGGUUUCCCAUGGAUUGACGCUAUCAUGCGACAAUUACAUGCGGAAGGGUGGAUCCACCAUGUAGCUCGACAAGCUGUUGGAUGUUUCCUGACGAGAGGAUGUCUUUGGAUUAGUUGGGAAGAAGGAUUUAAGUUGUUUGAACAGCUUCAGUUGGAUUCGGAAUGGAGCUUGAAUGCUGGUAACUGGCUUUGGGUGUCAUGUAGUGCAUUCUUUCAUGGACAAAUUCCGUGGUAUUGCCCUGUCAAUGUUGGAAAGAAACUUGAUCCCUCAGGAAAUUUUAUAAGGCGAUACGUCCCUGAACUCAAGACCAUGCCAACAAAGUACAUUCACGAGCCUUGGAUGGCACCCUUGGCCGUGCAGAAAGCUAGUAACUGCAUUAUCGGCCAAGAUUACCCAGACCGCCUCUGUGACCACAUCGAGAGACGGAAAGUUUGUCUUGAACGACUGAAGGACGUGUGCCACCAGAUUCAGGGCACUAACUCGUCAUCACGUGAUAUUGCCGAUGUCGUUGAUUAAAUGUUCAGUUAUUGAUUCCCAACAGAAUAGAUUUUCCUGAUUAUUAGUGUUGUUUUCUGUUUUUGUUUUGUUUUGUUUGGUUUAUUUAUUCGGUACGAAGAAAUAGUGGCACUACUCGGCUUUAAAGAAAAAAAAUCGCCGAUACUCUAGAUGCAAAAGGGGUAGUUCUUUCUUAUGGGACCAAGUAUCGAGUACUUGAUCUGCAUUCAAAUGUAAAAUUAGUCAAAACUCUCGCAGUCAAAGGUUUUCCAAACUGUGAAACAUUUGUGAAAAUAUAAUAUUCAAUGACCACAUCUGAUAUGUACAGCAUCAAAGCAUGUUACGUUGACCGACCCCAUCCAUAUGAAGAGGUGUUUCACGUUGGCUUGUAAAUAUUUAAUUGGUGCAAAGGAAAGUUAAUAUUGUUCAUGGACCUCAACACUCUUUUAUAGGUUACUAACCAACCUAGCAGUUAUAGUCGACUUAAGCACGGCUCAAUUGUUAAAAUUUAAGAUGAGCGACUCUUAUGGAAAGUGACUACUUCGUGAUCCAAACGUACCAGUUUUGUUUCAUCGUAUUUCACUUCGAUGGAAGCCUUUUAACGAUAACUGAUGCAAUUUUAACUUGAGCGCUUUGGUUGCCGGUGCCGGUUCAUUAUCCAGUUUUAAUUUUAUCAGGCUGUCAAAUACUACAACUUGUACAGUUUAAACAUGUAGCCUGAAUAAUUGUAUAUAAAGUGGUUAUUGUCACCCAG
This is a messenger RNA of Pocillopora damicornis (cauliflower coral), 3927 nucleotides long. RefSeq lists its product as uncharacterized. Gene Ontology annotation, biological process: entrainment of circadian clock by photoperiod; circadian regulation of gene expression; negative regulation of DNA-templated transcription. Lineage: Eukaryota; Metazoa; Cnidaria; Anthozoa; Scleractinia; Pocilloporidae. Gene Ontology annotation, cellular component: cytoplasm; nucleus. Gene Ontology annotation, molecular function: FAD binding; DNA binding. The record is from RefSeq and is a predicted model, not a curated record.